GUAAAUGUUCCUUUCGGAAGAGCUGCAGAAUGGUAUAUAGCAAACCAUUCUUUAUUAAAAGAUAGACGUUUAAAGUCUCAAAGUAGACUGUAUACUUCAGAAUUAGUUAAAGAAGGGUAUAUUACUAUUCAAAGUAGAAGGCGCAGUCGACUUUAUGGAAUGGCAAACUAUAACUGGAAAAACAAAGUCUACUAAUAGGAUUGAUGAUAUAAUUUCAUUAACUUCAAAAGUUCAUGAACUCCUUGAAAAAAUAAAUUCUAAGAUAAAAAGAGAUAAAUUAUGUUGUCAUGGAUUAAUGUAUUGUGCUGGAGAUGGAAAUGUUUGCCAAAGAGUUUGUGGAGAAGUUGGUAAAUGUAGAGCAGGUUGUAAAAAUUCAGAAUUUCCGAAUGGGCUUAAAAAUUAUCAAGACAUGCAUUUAUGCAAAGUACGAAUUAUAAGUGAAGUUCGUUUUCAUCAUUAACUACGUCUCAUCCUUUAUUAAAAACUAUACAAGGAUUUCAUAUUCCAUCAAAUAUGAUAGUUAAUAAUCUAACACCAAAAAUUA
Molecule: messenger RNA, 544 nt
Organism: Rhizophagus irregularis DAOM 181602=DAOM 197198
Lineage: Eukaryota; Fungi; Glomeromycota; Glomeromycetes; Glomerales; Glomeraceae
Source: RefSeq, a predicted model, not a curated record